CAUUGUUGUGCUAUGACGUAAGGAGAGGGAAAAUGGCGGAGGUAGCAGCCGCCAAGCGGGGGCAGUGAUCAGCGCCGGGGCCCGGUACCAGGGACAGGCCAUAGGCCGGAGAAAGGCUGGGUGGGGACCGUGUCCAUGUCCAUGGCGAGAACCACCAGCCAAAUGUAUGAUGCUGUUCCCAUUCAGUCCAGUGUGGUCCUUUGCUCCUGCCCAUCUCCAUCAAUGGUGAGGAAUCAGUCUGAUUCCAGCACACGGCCUGCUAUCUCUGGUAUCACCAUGGACAGUAGUGCAGGUGAUACUGGACCAGUGGUAAGUCCUUUACCACAGCACGCAGGACAACGGCAACAACCGUCAUCGCAGUCCCAGCGGCAACAGACAGCAGGGCACACUCAACAGCCACGAAAAAAACGGCCUGAAGACUUCAAGUUUGGCAAGAUUCUCGGGGAGGGAUCAUUCUCAACAGUUGUGUUGGCACGUGAGCAAGCAACUGGCAAAGAAUAUGCAAUUAAAAUUCUGGAGAAACGUCAUAUUAUUAAGGAGAAUAAGGUACCGUACGUUACUCGAGAAAGGGAUAUCAUGUCUCGCCUGGAUCACCCCUUUUUUGUAAAACUCUACUUCACUUUUCAGGAUGAUGAAAAACUCUAUUUUGGCCUUAGUUAUGCUAAAAAUGGAGAGCUACUUAAGUACAUUCGUAAGCAAGGCUCAUUUGAUGAGAACUGUACACGAUUUUAUUCUGCUGAAAUUGUUUCAGCACUGGAAUACUUACAUGAGAUUGGGAUCAUACACAGGGACCUUAAACCAGAGAAUAUCUUGCUGAGCGAGGACAUGCACAUACGGAUUACCGAUUUUGGAACAGCAAAAGUAUUAUCUUCAGAUAGUACGCAAGCGCGAGCAAAUUCUUUUGUUGGAACAGCACAGUAUGUUUCACCAGAGCUUCUGACAGAGAAGUCAGCUUGUAAAAGUUCUGACCUCUGGGCUCUUGGCUGUAUUAUAUACCAGCUGGUAGCUGGAUUGCCACCAUUUAGGGCUGGCAAUGAAUAUCUCAUAUUCCAGAAAAUCAUUAAGCUAGAAUAUGAAUUCCCAGAAAAGUUUUUUCCAAAAGCAAAAGAUUUGGUGCAGCAACUUUUGGUGUUCGAACACACCAAGCGCUUAGGCUGUGAAGAGAUGGGAGGUUAUGGACUCCUCAAAGCCCAUUCAUUCUUCGAACCUGUUGCUUGGGAAAAUCUGCACCUUCAGAUCCCCCCAAAACUCACUGCGUAUCUCCCGGCAAUGUCUGAGGAUGAUGAAGAUUGCUAUGGCAAUUAUGAUGAUCUACUCAGCCAGUUUGGUUGCAUGCAGGUGGCUUCCUCCAGCUCCUCGCAUUCGCUGUCUACACCUGAGCCUAGCCCUCCCCAGAGGUCAGGCAGUAACAUCGAGCAGUACAUUCAUGACCUCAACGAUAAUUCAUUUGAGCUGGAUCUUCAGUUUACAGAUGAGGAUAAACGGUUGCUGCUGGAGAAACAAGCCAACAGAAAUCCCUGGCACCAAUUUGUAGAAAACAAUUUGAUCCUAAAGAUGGGCCCUGUUGACAAGAGGAAGGGUCUAUUUGCACGACGCCGACAGUUACUUCUCACCGAGGGCCCCCACCUCUAUUACGUGGAUCCUGUCAACAAAGUUCUGAAAGGGGAGAUUCCCUGGUCACAGGAACUGCGUCCAGAAGCGAAGAACUUCAAAACCUUUUUUGUUCAUACUCCAAAUCGGACAUAUUAUUUAAUGGAUCCAAGUGGAAAUGCGCACAAGUGGUGCAAAAAGAUCCAGGAAGUGUGGCGACGGCGGUACCAGAACCAACAGAAUGCUGGCAUUUAGUACAGUACAGCUGACAUGAAUGGAGAAGCUUCCCCAUACGCUGCUGGUGCUCUACAGUCAGAACUUUAGCACAGCAUAAAAAGCCACCCCACCCAUCCCUUCCCAUCUAUUUCUUUCCUUUUCACCUCUUUCCCUCUUCUUCCCCCUCCCCCACCCUUUCUCUAUCUUCUUUCCAUUCACUGUCUACUUCCUCCCAAAUUAAAAAAAAAAGCCCAUAGAUGUCCACAUAAAACCUUAUGUGGAGGUUGAGCCGGGGACUGGCUUGCUCCAACCAUUUCUCCUUCCUUCUUUCCUUUCCAUGUAAAUGGGAUUGCAGGGGUUGCUUUGCCUGCUCUUUGUGCUGCAGGCCAGUUAUAUUGCAGUUAGGAGACCCCUUGCCUCUUUGUGAAAUGUCUGCUCUCGUUCCAGGUUGCUGAAUAAUUGAUGCUUUUAGGGAAUUCAUGCAUUUAUAAACUGCAUCACCGGCAGAUUGCAAAGCUCAAUCGUGUGUGUACCCCGCAACCGCCAUUCCAAUUCAGGCAGCCCUUCAUUUACACUGGGGCCUGACCUUUGUGAUAUUACAUUUUUAUUUUUUGUUUUACUUAAAUUAUUCAAGAGCUGUGUACAUUUUCACUUCUGUUCUUGCUGUCUUCUGGCCUCUGACUCCUGCAGCAUUGCUUUCUCAUUUGUACGAAUGCCAAGGGUAUAUAGUGGUACUGAGGAGUCGAUGUGCAUAUAAACACACUUAAACACAGAAGGAAAUACUUUAUUUAUGCCUGACCUACUUUACCAGAGUGAAAUUGUAUUGAUCGAACUGUACAGCCCUAUCUUUCAAAGUUGGUUAUAGUUGGUCAAGCUACACACUCGAAACAGAAGAUGAAGUUUUGUAAUUAAUUGACCUGUUCUUAUUGAAGCAGCCCCAUGUGCUGUGAUAGAAUUCUGUACAUGUCUUGUUUUAUAUAAUUGUUUGCUCAUUUUGAUUCAUUUCUAUAGCAGGCUGCUGUUAAGUUGUUGUCCAUAAUCAUAAAGAUUGAAAUGGAUUUUUGGUCUUGGGCAGUCAGUGCAUUUCGCUUGGCUGAAGAUGUUGAUCUGAACAAGCUGGGGUUCAACACUGUGCAAAGCACUGAAUUAAUGCACGCUUAAACCAGCAAGUUAUUUUGCUGCUUUCCCUUCCCUUAAAAUGAUUGAAGUAUCUAAAAUUGUUUCAGUGAUGGUGCAAUACUCACUCGCUAAAAUUUUAUACUUGCUCCGUGCUAGAUUUCAGACAUGGAGUCAGGCUUGUACACAUCUGGAAGUGGCAUGUGCAACCAGAUGUUCACUUUGCAAGUUGCAGCGUUUUAGUUUCUGCUGUGACUGCAGUGACAGCAUAGUACAACAUAUGCCCAGGAUCUGUCUUGAGCCAAUGAUCCCUGUAUAAAGGGACAGGAUGUUGAAGGCAGCAAGGAUUUUGAGGUACUUGACUGUGCUCAAUGCUGCACACAUGUACACUUGACUGGAUUUGAAAGUACCCAGUCGGCUGUUGUGUAACUUCUGUAAAUUUUCAGUGUGUAUAAUAUAUAUAUAUAAAUAAAUAUAUAUGUGUGUGUUUGCAGGGGGAGGGUUAGAAUUACACCUGGUACUUGUGUAACUGCAGUGAGACACUUCUGGGAUUCUUUCUAUUUUUGUGCAAUCACAAGAGGAAAGAAGAAAUCCAUUUAAAGCAACAAAAGUCAUUACUGGUUGGGGCUAUCCCAAUGCUUCACCUGUGAAUAGCUGAGCCACAAAUCGAAAGACACCUGGCUUUAUCAAUAUCAAAAAGGUCAACUUAGCCUUUGCAUCUUGGGGGCAAACAGUCCAUCUUCCUACUCUUGUUUGUCAUUCAGUGAACCCCUGUGAGCAAACCUUUUGGACUCUUGGGAAUGGCGGCUCCCAUUCCUCCCCACCCAACAUGGAUUACCUGCUAGCACACCAGCUCAUCCACAGAGACUGACCACCCAGACAAGGGCUGAGAGAGUGGCUGUUGCCCAUCAAACUAAACUCUGUCAUUUUGCGUAUCUUUGGGAAGAGGACGAAGUAACUCAGCUAAUCUGCAAUGAUGAUAUCGUGUACAUGUCUUGGGGCAGUGCAAUCCUUCAAAGUUGGAGGAUUUCGCCAAACUGCCUGGUGAUUAUGUUUACUAUAACAGAAUUGUACUGUCUACAACAGAAGCUAUCCACCACAUCACAAAGCCAGACAUUAACUCAGAGUAAAGGUGAUUUACAUAAAAUUUCUGAAAUAUAAGUGACGAAACUCUUCACACAUUCUUUGUGUUUUUGUUUUCCCUCCUUGAUACGUUAUCGUCUGCAUGGCCCUUGAUCUUUGGAGGUCUCAGGUGGGGAAUUGUUGGCUUUCAUGGUGAGCUGUGGCUUCAAACCUCCUGUAUCUAGGCUAAAAGAAAGAAUUGUAGAUGCUGAAGAUCUGAAACCAAAAAAAAAUUACUGGGGAAACUCAAACUCUGAAAACAUCCAUGGAGAAAAAGCAGAGUUAAUGGUUCCAGUUCAUUCUGACGUAGACCCACUGGACUCGAAACAUUUACUGUGCUUUCUCUCCACAGAUGCUACCAAGACUUGCUGAGUUUUUGCUUCUGCACCUGGUGUUGUACCUAUCACCUGCUUGUGUUCAACAGGUUGAGCACUGCAGAAUCUAGUUUGUGGCUCUUGACUCAUUCAGGAGUUGGCUGACCUAUAAAAAGUGGUCUUCAGUCAGUCUUCCAGUGAUUGUCUAGCAAAAAUGUAACUUCUUAGAAUGGAGGGCUGGAGUCCAGCUGUGAGUUGCUUCUGCUGGAAUAGAAACCAGCUGUCACCACAAUCCAUCAUCUUGUCAUUUUCCUCUGUUUACCUAGCUUUCUCUGACCUCUAAAACCUGAUUAGUUGGAACCUCAGGAAUUUACAGCCUAUAAUGUUACAGGAUUGCCUCAUGUUCUCUGUAUCUACACCUAAUGUACCAAGCUGUCAAAAUCUUCUCCCAAGUCAAAGAGCCCCAAUUCAUUAGAAUUAUUGACUGAUCAGGAGCUAACCAAGUUUUAUUUUUAUAGAUGGUGUAUUUGGGUAGGUCCCUGAUAAACCACAAAAGCUUUAAUCAGGGUAACAUGCUUUCAAACCUGCUUGAAGCAGCAGGUGCAGCCACUGGUCCACAGGAGUUAGCAUAAUCACUCUAAGAUCUCUGUUUGUUUUGACAGAUCAAUUAUCGACAGUUUGCUUUUUACAGAUGAUAACAAUGUUCACUGUGAGAGUAUAAAAUGUACGGGUCUUUUAUUCCUCAUGUUAUUGUACAUGUGGAAGGUAACAAGAUUUCAAAAGGGUAGAAUGCAGCAAAGUAGGUAGGACAGUAAUGCAGAUUUUGCAGUUUGGUAAAGAGGGGUAGGUUCAGUACCUUGUAAGAGACCAGUUGAUAGCACAUGCAUUAGCUGCCUCAUUGACUGCACUUAUAAACAGAACUUGUUGUAAUGCUGGGGACCUGUCGGUCUUUUUGCAGGUCUUAAGUUGCCUGUGUAUACAUAUCAACCCUGUAAUGACACUUGGUGAGAAAAUGAAUGGAGAGGGGCAACAGGAGUCCAGUACCUCAUCAGUCUCCCAAAACCAUAGUGUUGAAGCACUAUGGGUUAAGCACCUUGUAUUGUUACCUGGUGCAUAGUUAUCAACCAAUGCCAAACAGAAGCAGCAGUGUUUCCUUCCCCUACGUAUACUUUUUGUGAGAGUGUAAAUUGAGGAAUUGAUUACACAUUUUGGCAUCAUAUUGAGAUGAAGUUCAUGAAUUUCAUGUUCAAAACAUCCAUUUGGCUGUUUGCUUAUGACUGUACAAUUGGUGACCGCAUCCAUGGCUUGCUGCCUUAAUCUGGGAGUCCUUUCCAAAUCUGCUCAGUGAGCAUGUUUUUUUGUGUACAAUGUGCUUUUUUUUGUGAUUUCAUUUUUGAUAUUUCAUGUUUGUAUAAAUCUGAUUCACUUAGCAUGUCUACAGAACAAUGAGAAGUGAGUAUAUUUCAAUCUUGGCACUUUACAGCUAGUGCUUUUUCAGCGAGCAAGUACAGAUUGUCUUAAUAAAAUUUGUCAUUCCUGUUCCUUUCCAGUCUGCCAAAUUUUCAAUCUUAUCAUGUAGAAUUGUAUCAUUUUCUGCAGUUCUAAUUCUGUAUCUCCUUAAAUUAAAACAGCAAACAUGUGUUUGGCACAGUUGAAAUUUCAUUGUUGUGAUGAAUGCAGUAACUCGAUUUUGGAUUAGUGUCUAAAAUGUGGAGAGAGGACUUGCAGAUAAAGAGCAUUAAGCUCAUGUACUCUGAUAUCACUCAUCAUUGCUCUCGGAAACCCUAGUUGUGAGCAAUCCAGGGGAAGGAAUUCUCUCCCUCCCAAAAAAUCCUUGCCGCUUGCACAUUUUGUCCAGGAUGGUAAUCAUUCGGCUGGUCACAUAGUGUCAAAAUCCUGUCUGGGUUAGAGACCAGUGGCACUGAUACACAAGGGCAAUGGGUAAAGUGAAGACAGUCUGAAGCAAGAAAUGCAAUAUAUUAAACCACACACUUUAUUUUGUUUUUGUUUUAUUCGUCAAAUCACUUACUGGUUAAAGCUAGCGUGUAGUUCAGUCUGUUAUUUAAAUUCUAAUAUAUGAGUUGCAUCUGGAGUUAAUUCAUGUUCAGGGGCCAUGUUGUGUAUGUAUGUGAUGUUCAGCCUUUGAAUAUGAAUAACUAUUGUAAACUAUGAUAUUUUGACUUUGUUUCCAGGCUUUUAUUAUAUAAAUUUUCUAUUUGGUCAAUGAUUUGAAUCAUAUUCUUCAUAAUUUAAUGAACGUAUAAUAUUUUCUGAAUAUUUGUGCUUUAGAUGGAGCGGAAUGAUUUGAUCUUUCACGUAAUGCUCAAUAGUUCUGUAAUUAAAGCAUGUAGGGGUUGCAGGUAUAAAAUAUCAAAUCUU
This is a messenger RNA of Chiloscyllium plagiosum (whitespotted bambooshark), 6737 nucleotides long. RefSeq names its product 3-phosphoinositide-dependent protein kinase 1-like. Gene Ontology annotation, molecular function: ATP binding; protein serine/threonine kinase activity. The record is from RefSeq and is a predicted model, not a curated record. Gene Ontology annotation, biological process: intracellular signal transduction; peptidyl-serine phosphorylation. NCBI's taxonomy places the organism in Eukaryota, Metazoa, Chordata, Chondrichthyes, Orectolobiformes, Hemiscylliidae.